AUUGCUAAACAUUUAUUUAGGGGAUGAAUAUAGAAGAGUCUGCUAUUAUGAAUCCUGGGCUCAGUACAGGCCAAAAAUUGGCAUAUUUGUACCAGAAAGUAUUGAACCACAAUUAUGUACCCAUAUUAACUUUGCGUUUGCUACCUUGGAUCCCAGUGGUUUAAAUAUAAAAGCUGUUGAUUGGAAUGAUGAUCCCGUUAUGUACAAAAGAUUUACAGACUUGAAGAUAAAAAAUCCUCGUUUAAAGGUCAUGUUAUCUGUUGGUGGUUGGAGCAUGAAUUCAACCCUCUUCCAUAACGCUGUUGCCAUCGAAGCUACUCGAACCACCGCUGCUAACAACAUAGUCACCUUUCUGAGGAGUCAUAACUUUGAUGGUAUUGAUAUAGAUUGGGAAUUUCCGGGCAGUCGUGGCAGUCCUCCAGAAGAUGUUCAUAAAUUUACCCAAUAUGUAAUUGCGAUUAGAAACGCAUUUGACAGAGAUGGAGUCGAAUCCGAUAAACCAACUCUACAAUUAUCUGCAGCUUUUGGACCAAGACUAGAAUCUAUAAACGAUACGUAUGAGGUUCCAGAAGUCACCAGAUAUUUUGAUUUCAUUAACUUGAUGUUUUAUGAGUUACAUGGUACUUGGGAUAAUAUAGCUAAACACCACGCACCUUUAUUUGGAUCAUCAAACGAUGGGGAUGGUCUCGUCAUAGAUACUUUAAUCAAUGGAUGGAUUAAGAUGGGGGUUACUAAAAACAAGUUGGUUUUAGGAGUUCCUUUCUAUGGUAAAACCUACAAGCUAGCCGAUGCAUCUAAGUCUGGUGAAGGAGCUGUUAUUACUGGUCCAGGAGAAGCUGGUUCUAUUACCAAACAAAGUGGUACUUUAAGCUACCAAGAGAUCUGUCUAAAGAUUAAUCAGGGGGCUGUUGUUAAAAGAUUAACUGGUCAGAGUGCACCAUAUUUAGUAGAUGGGGAUACAUGGAUUGGUUUUGAUGAUCAACAGAGUUUAAUAGAAAAAAUGAGAUAUAUAGUAAAGCAUGGUUAUGGUGGUGCUAUGAUUUGGGCCAUAGAUAUGGAUGACUUUAAUGGUGUAUGUGGUGGAGAAACGUUUCCUUUACUGAAGGCUAUGUACAGGUCUUUAUUGGGAGGACUUAUAGGUUAAUCGAAGUAAACAGAGGAAUCUAAUAAUGAAAUAACGGAAUUUA
This is a messenger RNA of Patella vulgata (common limpet), 1187 nucleotides long. RefSeq names its product acidic mammalian chitinase. Gene Ontology annotation, biological process: chitin catabolic process; carbohydrate metabolic process. Gene Ontology annotation, cellular component: extracellular region. Gene Ontology annotation, molecular function: chitin binding; chitinase activity. The transcript is spliced from 7 exons. The record is from RefSeq and is a predicted model, not a curated record. The coding region runs from base 200 to 1144 and encodes 314 amino acids. Lineage: Eukaryota; Metazoa; Mollusca; Gastropoda; Patellidae.